This is a messenger RNA of Mauremys reevesii (Reeves's turtle), 1438 nucleotides long. It is a transcript of the gene DHRS7C, whose product is annotated as dehydrogenase/reductase 7C. Bases 448 to 1380 code for a protein of 310 amino acids. Gene Ontology annotation, cellular component: sarcoplasmic reticulum membrane. Gene Ontology annotation, molecular function: all-trans-retinol dehydrogenase (NAD+) activity. The record is from RefSeq and is a predicted model, not a curated record. Gene Ontology annotation, biological process: regulation of release of sequestered calcium ion into cytosol by sarcoplasmic reticulum. Lineage: Eukaryota; Metazoa; Chordata; Testudines; Geoemydidae. The transcript is spliced from 9 exons.
CAGUGCACCCAACGUAGGGACUGGGGAGCGGCACCAGGAAGUGACUCGCUCGCCCUGCAGUGACUGUGGGGCGCUGUGGGGAGCCCGCGCUCCUUGCAAGAUCCCCGAGCCCCGGCGGCUGCUGCUGGGACCCCGGAACGGGGAAUCUCCAGCGCUGACAGUCCCGCUGCUCCCAGGAGCCUCUCGCAGGGCAGAGCCCCCAGCCUGGCCAGGACCCCCCUUCCCGCCCCCAGCCCCUGCUCCCAGGGCGGGCACCGCUUGGAGGGAAGGUCAUUCCAUCUUCCUAGGGGACAAGGAAGGGAAAUGGCUGUGGUGGAUCCAGUUCAGGAUUCCCCGUUCCCAAACCUGACCUGAUCGCCUGGCUGGAAGCAGGGGAAGAGCCGUGGAUCCCAGAUCUCCAGGCCUCCGAGGAAAGGAAGAUCCCAAGAGGUAUGCACACAGGUAAAAAUGGGUGUCCUUGCUGUGCUUAUUUUCCCUUUGCUCCUUUUUGGAAUCAGUGGAAUUAUAUAUAUUUACCGAGCAGUUGGUCGGCUAAUGUCAAAGUCAGCUGUGCAAAACAAAGUGGUAGUGAUUACCGAUGCCAUCUCUGGACUGGGCAAGGAAUGCUCUCGAGUUUUUCACUCUGGAGGAGCAAGGUUAGUGUUGUGUGGAAAGACAUGGGAGAAGUUAGAAGCCUUGUAUAAUGCUUUAAUCAGUGUGGCAGACCCCAGUGUGACAUUUACACCAAAGCUCGUACUUCUGGAUCUCUCAGACAUAAACUGCAUUCAAGAUGUAGCUAAAGAAAUACUGGAUUGCUAUGGAUGUGUGGAUAUACUGAUCAACAAUGCUAGUAUGAAAGUGAAAGGACCAGUGCAGAGUAUCUCAUUGGAACUCGAUAAAAAGAUUAUGGAUGCCAACUAUUUUGGACCUAUAACACUAACAAAAGCCCUUCUUCCCAACAUGAUCUCAAGAAGAACUGGCCAAGUUGUCCUAGUAAAUAAUAUCCAAGGAAAAUUAGGAGUCCCAUUUCGUGCUGCUUAUGCUGCUUCUAAGCACGCUGCACAAGGGUUUUUUGAUUGUCUUAGAGCUGAAGUGGAAGAAUUUGAUGUUUGUAUCAGCACUGUGAGUCCAACAUUCAUCCGUUCAUACCAUGUUCAACCAGAGCCUGGCAACUGGGAGGCCUCCAUUUGGAAAUUCUUUUUCAGAAAGCUGGCAUACGGCGUGCAUCCAGUGGAGGUUGCUGAGGAAGUUCUGCGCACUGUGAGCAGAAAGAAACAGGAGGUGUUUAUGGCCAACGCCAUCCCCAAGGCAGCUCUUUACAUUCGCACUUUCUUUCCGGAAUUGUUUUUUGCCAUCAUUGCGUCUGGUGUUAAGGAAAAGCAGAAGGUAGAAGAGAAAUGAUUUUGUUCAGCUCUUUUUUCUGUUUGUGGCCUGAAUAAAGUCCAUGUUUCAAGAGUGA